Anopheles bellator is the source of this 2794-nucleotide messenger RNA. RefSeq names its product aquaporin AQPAn.G (gene Drip). Bases 395 to 1192 code for a protein of 265 amino acids. The transcript has 8 exons. Gene Ontology annotation, cellular component: plasma membrane. Gene Ontology annotation, molecular function: water channel activity. Gene Ontology annotation, biological process: transmembrane transport. Lineage: Eukaryota; Metazoa; Arthropoda; Insecta; Diptera; Culicidae. The record is from RefSeq and is a predicted model, not a curated record.
ACGUGGUCCGCGUGGUCAGUUCGAAUUCGAAUCCCGUAUUCGCGGUGUGUGCGUAGUGUUCGCGGUGGUUACAAUAUUAGGCUGGUUGGUUCGAUUCGAAGGUGCCAGAGAGUGACGUGACGAGCGCGUUCCAGUUCGUUCAGGUUCCGCAGGGAACAAAAAAAAGAAGAAACGGAAAAGAGCGCGGUUCGUGAGAGCGCCGGACCGGAAGCUAGGUGAAGAAGAACGGCAAGAUCCCGCACGAGAUCGACGGCCGCUGGCGCGUGCCACUCCCGCGUGUUUCACUGCGCGACAGGAAGUUGAAGCUCCAGUCAGCCGAAGCUAGCUGCCCCGAUUAGCCCUUCACAGCCGAUUGACGCCGAUAAUCGCUUCGAAGCGGUAGAAAGCAGCAACAAUGACUGAAAGUGCAGGAGUGAAACAGAUCGUCGGCGUGUCGGACAUCACCGAAAAUCGCAACAUAUGGCGCAUGCUGAUCGCCGAGUUCCUCGGCACCUUCUUUCUGGUGGCGAUCGGCAUCGGUAGCACGAUGGGCUGGGCCGACUACAGCCCGCCGUUGACGCAGAUUGCGUUCACCUUCGGCCUGGUGGUGGCCACCCUGGCCCAGGCGUUCGGGCACGUGAGCGGAUGCCACAUCAAUCCGGCCGUUACGAUCGGGCUGAUGGUAACGGGAGACGUCAGCAUUCUGAAGGCAGCCUUCUACAUCGUCUCGCAGUGCAUCGGUGCGAUCGCAGGAGCGGCCGUCAUUAAGGCCGCAACCCCGUCGGAGGUGGUCGGCCGUCUCGGCGUGACCGGAAUCGCCCCGGGACUGUCCACCGGGCAGGGUGUGCUCAUCGAGGCGCUCAUCACCUUCAUCCUGGUGUUCGUUGUCCACGGCGUGUGCGACAAUCGCCGUUCCGACAUCAAGGGUUCGGCCCCGCUCGCUAUCGGACUCUCGAUCACUGCCGGCCACCUGGCUGCGAUUAAGUACACCGGCGCCAGCAUGAACCCGGCCCGCUCGUUCGGACCCGCCGUCGUAAUGGGUGACUAUAUCGAUCUUUGGGUGUACUGGGUUGGGCCAAUUGUCGGUGGCAUCGUGGCCGGUGCCAUGUAUCGUCUGUUCUUCAAAAAAUUUAGACCAUCGAUCGCCACCGGUUCGGUGGCCACCGAAACCGGCAAAUCGCAAGGAACCCAUCAGUCCGUGUCUGCGGUAUAAGGCUUCAUGUGUGUCCUUGAAGAGAGUGUGUCCGGCCAAAAACGAAACGCAUUCGAUCGAAAGUCGACAUUGGAAACACCCGUAACCCGUAACUAGAAACCAUAGGUCGUCCUGAAUCUGUGCUGCGAACGAUGGGAACGGAACGCUUCCUAACAGACCCUUCCCCCCCAUUACUAGCAUCCCCUGACUAAACUCCGUUCCUCCCCCCGGGGGACGGGAGGCGAACUCACUGACUUUGUGCUAACAUUGGUUUUAUUUCUCUUUUCUACAUCUUUUCCAACCACGCACACCGAAUGUCUGAUCGGAUCCGCGAUCGUGUUCAUGCGAUGCGGUGCGGCUGCGCGGCGGUUCAUUCGUUGCGGCCCUCUAGAUGAACACUAACAAAGUAGGGCAGGUGACUAACGACGCUCAGUACAUUUAGCCCGGAGAGCGCAAUCCGCUAGCCCAUCUUCAUCCGCGGGUCUCUACUGACGACUAACUUUAUCAACCUAAAAACCCACACAGACAUGCAUACACAGCCACAUAAACAUAGUUUCCGUGCGAGGGUGGUUUCGGUUGCGAGAUGAAUAUUUUAACCCCAACAACGGCGUGGGCUUUACGGCGCGGCCACGUGGCGCGAGAAAGUCACGGCCUCGUCUCGGCGGCGGCAGCAGCACAACGAGGUGCGACAGAACCGAUUAUCGUGGGACUUUACAACUAAAGAGCGCAGCGCUUCUGAGGGUCAUUAGCCACGAAUAUUUAUUUAUUGGAUGUUUAAAAAAAACACGAUCAAGGUAUUGGCAUGAUAGGGCGUGGAUGAGCGGGGAACACCACCCGAUCAUCGUAAGGACACCGUUUGAGAAUUACACUGAUAUUCGACACGAUUGAUUACCGAUGUUUGUUUUAUCUAACCAAUCUAACACACCAACGGGUGAUCACCGCAACGCACUCGCUUCCCGUAAAGUCCGCUCACUACUCCACUAACCUUCUCGUGUAUGUGGCCUAAUUUGCGUUUGCGUAGAAAUGGAGCACUCGAAUCCUGCGGUCUCGGACUUCUCGGAGAUGAAGCACACCCUGGAGUGCUGUAAAUAGUUCUAAAAGGUAUCGUUUCAAAGGAACAGUUGGUGGUCACUUUUCCGGUUUUGGUUGUGGCAACAUCACAAGUGGCUAGCACCGCGCCAGGCGACGUUUCUUGUUAAUUUGUAUCUCUUGGUAUUGUUACACAUCACCCAUUGGCGCCCUGGCCACGUUACUCGUGCACGCACGUCCACGUAUUUGCGUAAGGUUUUGUUUUGUAUUUUACUAUCUUAUUUAACAAGUGAGUUCUACCACUCUGCUAGGCGCUUCGGUAGGUGGAAAUCGAUUAGAAAUUAGGAUUGGCUAGAAAAGCAGAAACCAGAACAAGGUUAGAGUACACAGCCGAAUCGAAAACUACAAACAGACAAAACCCGGCCCAGAGAUAAGACGAACGCAAACAGAAAAAUCCAAAUCAGUACUGGUACCCUCAGCGGGACCCCAGCUAAAGAGAUAUAAUCCGUAAGUUCUAUUUAUGUAUCAUAUACAUCGGAAUUUACCAAAAACAGCAGUGUUGUUGUAGUAAGUGAGAGAAGCUCUUUAAAUAAA